AUGGACGAGGGACCGCCACCACCCGAAGACGUGGUUGCCCCUCACACAGCCGCUCCACUCAAACGCCCGCGAGCUGACUCAGAUGGCUCAGCAGCCUCCCUCGAGUCCAUUCGCUCGGUUCGCACGCUUGCCCCUGGAGACUUGGAAUACUACCAUGAAAAUGGCCGAACCUACUGCAACGAGACCUACUAUCUGCCCUGCGUCUACAAGCCCAACAACGACUUCGUAGAGCAGGAUCGCCUGUCCCUGCAGCAUGAAAUCUUUGUUCGCGCGCUAAAAGGCAAGCUGACCACUACGCGCUUGCUGCCCUCGACGCGCAGGAUUCUCGAUCUCGGCACCGGUCCAGGCCACUGGGCCGUUGCCAUGGCACAGCAGUAUCCUCGCGCAGAGCUUGUCGGCAUAGACAUGACCGAGUGGGACAUUGAAACCACCGAGGCCACGCUAGGAGAAUCCGGCGUCACCUGGGAGCUGGACGACAUGGAUGUCUGGGGGAGAGACAUUGACGUCGACGACCUAAUCACAAAACUUGCCAAUAUCGACUUGGCCGCCAACAUGAUCCACCGGGAUCCCAUUGAAUCCCCCAAGAAGGCGCAUCCAGAAGCAAGACCAAGCAACAAUGCGGCAAGCCCAUCGAAUCUAUCAGACGACUCACUGACAAUCGACCUGACGACGCCGACCCCGCAGCCCGAGCCAGGCUGGCACUUCAGCGACACGUUUGAGCUGAUCCACCUACGCAACAUGAAGGGAACAUUUACCCACUGGGAAGGCGUCUAUGCCGAGAUCUACAAGUCGCUCUCUCCCGGCGGCUGGAUCGAGGUCGCAGACUGGGACCUAGGCCAAGUCCCCAUGGGGCCUGGAGAAGCUUCGCCGGAAAAUAUUGCCAUGCCCACUCUCCGCAGGCUCUACGUCGCCUUCAUGGAAGCCUCGUUCCGCUCCGGCAGACCCCUGGGCCUCUUCUACAUGCACCACAGCUAUCUCGAAGAAGCCGGCUUUGAGGACAUUCAAACUACCCACGUCAACGUCCCUGUUGGCCAGUGGGCCGAGGACGAAGACCAAAAGUCGCUGGGCAAGAUGAUGUUUGUGCUCGGCAUGGAGAUGUUUGAGCCCGUUUGUCUACGCCUGCUUACCCAAUGGGGGAGUAAGAGUCGUGUGUGGACGGCCGACGAGGUCAAAGCCGAUGUGCAGUUGGCCCAGAGAGAAAUCAAAGAAUAUGUCCAACGCUCGGAACGAGGCGAAGUCGAGGGCUGGUGCGCCAGUUUCAAAUGGGUUACCGCUAGGAAAAGUUGGCAUGCACAGAUACAAUUCCUCGCCCAACCCUUCCACCGCAUGUUUUUCCUCGACAACCUGGCGAUUGGGUACCCGCAUGCCGAAAUCGAGCGCGUAUCUGUCUUUUGGCUUUUCAUAUAUGCGGGCCUUGUCCCCCUCGCUAUGCUCAUCACAUGGGCGCUUGUCGUUCGUCCGGGGACGCACAAGGCGCACGUUACAAUACUUGGCUUCAUGAUCAGCAUGAUUCUCACCAGCUUCAUCACCGAUGUGAUCAAGAAUGCCGUUGGGCGCCCCCGCCCAGAUCUCAUUGCGCGAUGCAAGCCUGCGCCCGGCACGCCCGCCCAUCAGCUCGUCACAUUCGAGGUCUGCACCGAGACAAACCACCAUGUUCUGCACGACGGCUGGCGUAGCUUUCCUAGCGGUCAUAGCAGCUUCGCCUUUAGCGGUCUCGGAUAUCUCGCCCUCUUCAUCGCUGGCCAAUGCCACGUCUACCGCCCCCGCGCAGACCUCGCGCGCGUCCUCGUGGCACUCGCACCCUUGCUCGGCGCCGCGCUCAUCGCCAUUUCUCGCUGCGAAGACUACAGACAUGACGUAUACGAUGUGACUGUGGGCUCGGUGCUCGGCAUGGCAGUUGCGCAUUACACUUACAGACGCUAUUAUCCUGCGCUAAGGCACCGGCAUUGCGCAACACCUUUCCCCAAUCCAGCGGAUGAUAAGAACUGGGGGAAGAUGAAAGCGGACGAAGAGGCAGCCAGAGGCACUCAGGAGUUUGAAUUGAGUGAGUUUGACGAGGACGAGGUUGAGAGCGAGGUCAAGCCACUGAAUGGAGGGAGGCGAUAG
Exserohilum turcica Et28A is the source of this 2106-nucleotide messenger RNA. RefSeq lists its product as uncharacterized. The record is from RefSeq and is a predicted model, not a curated record. Gene Ontology annotation, molecular function: phosphatidate phosphatase activity. Gene Ontology annotation, biological process: phospholipid metabolic process. NCBI's taxonomy places the organism in Eukaryota, Fungi, Ascomycota, Dothideomycetes, Pleosporales, Pleosporaceae. Bases 1 to 2106 code for a protein of 701 amino acids. The transcript has 3 exons.